AUGGCCUUUGUCGAUGGCAAUGACAUUGUACGAGUUGGAGGCAGACUCACACACUCAGCACUCAAUACAGCUGCUAUUCUCCUAGCUAUUUUACCUCGACACUCACAGCUUACAUCUCUAGUGGUCAAACAUGCUCAUCAGGUAACUCUCCAUGGUGGUACUCAACUUACUCUCAGUCGCACUCAUCACGAGUUUUGGAUCAUCGGUGGAAGAGCUUCCAUCCGAUCCAGCAUUCUUAAAUGCGUCACGUGUGCAAGGUACCGUGCUCAAUGUGCGCAGCAAAUGAUGGGUCAACUGCCCGAGGCCAGAGUGACACCAUCGAGACCUUUCUCUCACACUGGUGUGGACUACGCUGGUCCACUUACCAUCAAAUCGUGGAAGGGUCGAGGCUCAAGGAUGUACAAAGGCUGGAUUUGCGUUUUUGUGAGCUUCAGUUCAUCGGAAGUUCAUCUCGAAGCUGUAACAGAUUGCUCAACAGAUGGAUUUCUUGCUGCUUAUCGCCGAUUUACUUUACGCCGUGGUUUACCAUUGAAGCUUUACUCAGAAUGCGGUACGAAUUUUGUCGGCGCCGAUAAAGCUCUUCGACAGCACUACACGGAUGCUCAACCUUCUCCUCACAUGGGAGGUAAAUGGGAAGCCGCAGUGAAAUCAAUAAAAUUUCAUCUGCGUCGUACCGUUGGAGAAGCACUUUACACAUACGAAGAAAUCAGCACUCUACUCACACAGAUUGAAUCAGUGCUCAACUAUAGACCUCUAGAGCCAAUAAGCAAUGACUCAGAGAUUUCGAAUGUCUCACGCCUGGUCAUUUUCUCAUCAGGUCGGCACUCAAUAUACCUCCAGAACCUAGCUUACUCGACUUAUCUCAGUCUCGACUCUCCAGGUGGUAGUUCAUCCAGGCACAGCUCCAGAGGUUUUGGAAACAGUGGUCAUCUCAUUAUCUUCAGCGGCGGCAAUCAGUCUCCAAGUGGCAUCAUCCAUCUCAUGAGGUUCAAGUUGGCUCACUGGUGCUAA
This is a messenger RNA of Copidosoma floridanum, 1011 nucleotides long. RefSeq lists its product as uncharacterized. NCBI's taxonomy places the organism in Eukaryota, Metazoa, Arthropoda, Insecta, Hymenoptera, Encyrtidae. The record is from RefSeq and is a predicted model, not a curated record.